This is a messenger RNA of Laetiporus sulphureus 93-53, 868 nucleotides long. RefSeq lists its product as uncharacterized. NCBI's taxonomy places the organism in Eukaryota, Fungi, Basidiomycota, Agaricomycetes, Polyporales, Laetiporaceae. The record is from RefSeq and is a predicted model, not a curated record. The coding region runs from base 113 to 706 and encodes 197 amino acids. The transcript is spliced from 5 exons.
GCCACCUUGGUCCUUGUCUCUUGCUCGUGCCUCUCUCUGAGAUCGACUUGCACCUGUCUCAACUUCAAUCGAUUACUGACUCUCCUGUAUCAACUUCUUUUGGUUUGACAAGAUGGUCAAGAAUCGCAAGGGAAAAGCCAAGACUCAGAACACUAGCAAGCAGUCCUCCCCCUCUGGGCUCCUGGAGCUCUCUGAGGACGAACAAUGGCGCAUUUUGAACGAGACUGGCAUUCUGAAGAAAUACCCACGAAGCUCGGAGAAUAAUGCUGAAGCUGAGGCAGUGGAUUCUCCAGGGCUCGCAGACGAGGUCUUCAAUGCCACGCUCUUCAUAAUACCGAUGUCCUUUAUGCUGCUCUUGUUUGAGAUUCUAGUACAUUGGCAAUAUGGCCAGAGACCUACGUUUCGAACUUUGAUGGAUAGGAUGCUCCCAGGGGUUCCAAUCAUCUCUAUUUUUGUGUUCUAUACCAAUCGCUAUAAGCGACGUCGAGAAAUGCAAUUCUGCUUUUUCCUCGUGACCCUGAUCCUGGGCCCGCGGCUCAUUUGGCUCAUCAACAUGGCUAAUUGGCGUACUGUCAUGAAACAAUGUCCACCAGCAGCAACUCUGUGGAUAUACGCCGUGCUACAGAUGGAACUGGCGCCAUCUGUCAUAAGUCUAGUGCUAAUUGCAUUGUGGACGUGGUUAUCCAAGAUGAGGAUAUUAUUUUGACGCGGUGGCAGUGGACGUGAAGUCACUGUCGACCUCGACAUUUUAUUAUGACAAGCUGAUGUUUUCGCGUCUACGGAAUUACAUACUGAAGUGCUUACCGAACUCUUCAUUAAUAUAUGCAAAUGAAGUCACGGACUACGUGGAUGCACAGUAGACUAAGCU